Molecule: messenger RNA, 2588 nt
Organism: Acanthaster planci (crown-of-thorns starfish)
Lineage: Eukaryota; Metazoa; Echinodermata; Asteroidea; Valvatida; Acanthasteridae
Molecular function (GO): hydrolase activity, acting on carbon-nitrogen (but not peptide) bonds
Source: RefSeq, a predicted model, not a curated record
CGCACUCUGCUGGAAGGCCUCUUUGACGCCGUCUCUCUCCAGAGUACUCGGUUCCUUGGACUGUGUGUUGCCAAACACUUGGCGAAUUCUUCAGGCUCAGCAGCUCCGCAUAUCGGGAAUAGACAGCCAUGUCUGUGAUGGCCGAUACCAUCUUCUAUGGAGGUGAUAUCAUCACCAUGGAGGAGCCCAAUGCCAACCCUCGUUCUGGAGCCGAUCCUCCACCCAAGGUCGAGGCUGUGGCCAUCAGCGGGGACACCAUCUUGGCUGUAGGUACCAUCGACGCGGUCUUCCGCCAUGCCGGACCCCAGACCCAGGUGUAUUUCCUGAACCAGCAAACCCUGAUGCCUGGGUUCAUCGAGCCCCACCAGCAUGCCAUCCAGUGUGCCCUAAUGCGCAGUCAGUACACCAACAUCGGUGCACUCAGUUACAGAUCCUACGAUGACGUCCACGCUGUCAUGGUGAACAGAAUCAGUGAGCUGGCGGCAGACCCCAAUAACGAGUCCUGGGCCAUCUUCUUCGGCUGGGACCCAGAGCUCAUCCCUGACUUGCCGACUCUCAGCGCCGAUUUCCUGGACGUCAACUUCUCUUCCACCAUCCCGAUUGUCGUGAUUGGACAGAGUGGUCAUGUGGCCUGGGUUAAUCACCCAGCUCUCAAAGCACCAAAACCAGAGAUUGGACACAAUUACCAAAGUCCACCAGGAGGUACUGUAGUACUUGAUGCUGAAGGCAGACCUACGGGACAACUGUUUGAGGAGCCUGCCAUGAUGCUCGUUAUGAAAGAAGCCCCUCUACCCAGCGAGCAGGCCAUGGCCGAGUCCUUCUAUCAGCAGUGGAGAUCCUACGCCUCGGCCGGUCUGACUACCGUGACUGACCUUGCAUACAUGCCCAUGCCAGAGCUGGAUGCAGUGCUGAAGAAGGCUGCUGAUGCCAAAGAUUUCCCAGUUCGCCUGGGUCUGUAUAAGAUGAUCCAUGCAGUGAAGGAUGCAGACGUGACGAAAUCCCCACCAUUUCCUGUUGCGCAAGGCCAAUGUGUCAGCCAGCUUAUCCGCAUUGGACCCAAGAAGGAAAAGACUGCCGGCGAAGGUGUUGGCAACUACAACUCCCGACUAUGGGAAGCUGGUCUGAAGCUAGUAGCCGAUGGUUCCCCGCACUGCGGCACCGCAGCUACCCGUGAGCCCUACCUGUUCACCCCACUGACCGAGACCCUAGGCUUCCCCAAGGCCCCCGGUUAUGGCGUUCUGAACAUGGAGACUGAUGCACUCUUUGACACUGUCAAGAGACACCACCAAGAGGGGAAGCAGCUGGCGAUCCACUGCCAUGGGGAGAGAAGCUCCGAACAGGCCCUGAAGGUGUAUGAACAGGUGUUGGCCCAGUUCCCAAAUCAAGACAACCGCCAUCGCAUGGAGCAUCUUGGCCUGAUGACUGUGGAUCAGAUAGCUCGUGCUGGAAAGCUUAACUUAGCUCUCUCCUUCUUCGUGGAUCAUCUCCGCUUCUACGCCAAGGUGUACAAGACCGACAUUUUUGGUGACAGAGUUGAUCGUUGGACUCCACUGUCCGAGGCUACCAAGAGUGGUGUGACGUGGACUAUCCAUCAGGAUCAUCCCACGUUCCCUGGAGAGGCCAACCCUUUUGCCAACAUCAAGACGGCCGUCACUCGCUGCACCAGAGACGACCCCAAGACUCCCUACGGUCCAGAGUACCGCGUGUCCAUCCAUGAAGCCCUCAAGUCCUACACGGUCAAUGCUGCCUGGCAGCUUCACCUGGACCAAAAGGUUGGAAGCAUCAAGGCCGGCAAGAAGGCCGACUUUGUGGUGCUCUCUGAGAACCCGUACGACGUGGACCCGCUCGACUUGGAGCGUAUUCGCGUCAUCGAGACCUUCGUGGAUGGACGCCGCAACAACCUUGCCAACAUCAAGACCAUACCCACCGUCAACGUCAAGGUCCUGGACCGAUCUUUCCAGCAAGUACAGUCUGCUACCAAAUGAACAAAUAGAAUGACAAUUUUUCUCCAUGCCUCUGUUUAAGAGGGAUAAAGUAGGCCUUGCAUCGUUAAAUAACCUAAACGAGUAUACGAGACUGAACAAACAUACAAGUUGAUUACUUAAUAAUCUUUAUUUAACAUAAACAUUGAGCAUGUGUAUUUCCUAACAAAUAUUGCACUAUUUGAAGAUCCACCACCCGACUUGGAUUCAUUGUCAAGUGACAUUUAUUUAAAGUAUUGCUGGUUUAAUGAGGCACAAAAGAUUAUUCUAUUUUCAUAUAAUUUGAAAUUGCUAUUCAAUGACAGAUGACUGAACUACAUGUCAAUUUUGUAAACCAUUUCAGAUCUUUAGUACUUGUUUGGAAGUAAAAUUACAGCUUUCAAGUGUUUAACUAAUGAAGGGUUGGCAAGACAAUAAAAACAAACUGCAUUGAAAAAAAUCUGAACCUCUUCACUGGUCUGUUAUUGUCUUGCAUGGUAACUUUUAUAGCAAUUCAAAAUUUCUUCAAUGCAGCAUGUGAGAUUUCUGAACUACCUGUUUCACAUCAAUUUCAAAUCCAAGUACCUAUUUAUAAUUUGUCCAAUAAGAAAUGGGAAUUCAAAAGAA